AUGGAGGAGACGAGCAUGGGAUGCCUAAAUCCCAAUGGCAUAGCUCUGAUAGCUGCUGUUAUGUCUUAUGAGAAUAUUGAUGAUUUAGAGUAUCAUUUUCACUCUUUGUCAUGUCUUUUAAAUCGAAAUGCAUUUGAGAUCACACCUGUUGAGUUUGUGCAAUUGAACCAUGCCUGUCAUGAUUAUAGCAUGAGUAAAAGUAAUUUGCUUCUUGAAAAUGCUAUUGUAGAAACAGAAGCCCAACGGCAACAGCUAAUUAAAAGGGCAAAAGCAAAAGAGUAUUUAAACAAUGAACCUGUG
Paramuricea clavata is the source of this 300-nucleotide messenger RNA. Lineage: Eukaryota; Metazoa; Cnidaria; Anthozoa; Malacalcyonacea; Plexauridae. The record is from the annotation of a GenBank genome assembly.